UUUUACGCUGAAACUCUUGUUGUUAUAACAAUCUCUCUCUAGAACUUUGUUGUUUGGUUGCAUAGUUGCAUGCAUUUUCACCUCCUUCAUCUUCUUCCUGUAUUUAAUUUUUUCAAAAAGAAAAUAAAAAGAAACAUUUACUCCACACAACACAACACAACACUACCAUAAAAACGGUGUAGUGUAGUAACGCCACACUCAACACUCAAACACUAAACACACAAGAAGGACGGUGUGUGCAUUUCGUCAACUCAUUUUGUUUUUUUCUUAUGACAUAAAAACCGUUGUUCCUUUCUGUUUCAAAGACGUUGUUGUUCUGUGUCUAUAUAUUUAUUCAUUCACAAUGGCUCGUUCAACCACAACUAAUAAUAAUAACUGGUUAUCAUUUUCACUCUCACCUAUGGAAAUGCCUCAGUUUAAUCCAUACGACGCCGCUUCAUCCGUUUCUUCAUCUCAUCACCAUCACUACUUUCUUGAUAACUUGUAUAACGGAUGGGGAAACGGAAACUCAAAGACGGAAGUACAAGAGCAACAACAAGCGCAGUCGAUUUUCUUUAUGGAUUCGUCGAAUGGACAGAGUGUGAACCACGCGCCACCACCGAAACUGGAGGAUUUUCUCGGGGACAGUAAUCAAACGGAGACGCAAGAUUCGUCUCUUACUCACAUGUACGAUCAUCAAAAUUACUUCGGUGGGGACCACCACCAGGAUCUUAACACCAUUGCUGGUUUUCAAGCUUUUUCGAACAACUCUGGUGGCUCUGAAGUUGAUGAUUCUGGUUCUAUUGGAAAAUCAUCGCAACCUGCAUGUAAUAACGACUUCGGAACUCAUUCUAUUGAGUCGGGGAACGAGUUUGGUUUCUCCACCGCCGCCGCCACCGCCGCCGCGAACGGUGCUUUGUCUCUCGGUGUUGCUCACAGUUCGGAGGAAACUGGAAGUGCUAUCGCUGCUGCUGAUUCUGAUAGCUCUAAGAAAAUCGUUGAUACUUUUGGUCAGCGAACUUCGAUUUACCGUGGCGUCACUAGGCACAGAUGGACGGGUAGAUAUGAAGCACAUCUAUGGGAUAACAGCUGUAGAAGGGAAGGUCAAGCAAGGAAAGGGCGUCAAGUCUAUUUGGGUGGAUAUGACAAGGAAGAAAAAGCCGCAAGAUCCUAUGAUUUGGCUGCUCUCAAGUAUUGGGGCCCCACAGCUACUACCAACUUUCCUGUUUCCAAUUAUGCAAAGGAAUUGGAAGAGAUGAAACUCGUAACAAAGCAAGAAUUUAUUGCGUCAUUGCGAAGGAAGAGUAGUGGCUUUUCUAGAGGAGCUUCCAUCUAUAGGGGUGUUACAAGGCACCACCAACAGGGUCGAUGGCAAGCACGAAUUGGCCGUGUUGCCGGAAACAAAGACUUGUACUUGGGAACAUUUGCAACUGAAGAAGAAGCAGCAGAGGCUUAUGACAUAGCAGCCAUAAAAUUCCGUGGCGCCAAUGCAGUAACAAACUUUGAAAUGAACAGAUAUGAUGUGGAAGCUAUAAUGAAGAGUUCUCUUCCAGUUGGUGGUGCAGCUAAACGCAUGAAGCGUUCUCUUGAAUUGGAACAGAAAGCUUCUGUCAUCAACAUUCAGCAGAACAACACCCAACAACAGUAUGCUGCAAACCUGAAUAACAGCAGCAGCAACAGCAUCAAUUUCUCAGCCAUUCAUCAACAGCAUCAGCAAAUUGCUUCCAUCCCUUAUGGAAUUCCGUAUGAUUCGAAUGCGGCUUAUUAUCAUCAUCACAACCUGUUCCAACAUUUUCAACCCAAUACAAAUGAUGGCAGUGCUGAAUCUGUUGCAACUUCCACCAAUGCAGGAACUGGUCUCUCUGCUAUGCCACCAACUUCAGCAGCUGAGUUCUUUUUAUGGCCUAAUCAGUCUUAUUAAUGACUUAGUUAUCAAUUAAUUAGUUUAUCUUAGCUAACAAAAAUCAAAGGGUAAAGCUAUAAUCUCUGGCACAGUUCAGUUGACUCUCUUUUAUCUACUCUAUAUGAUUAAAGUAUUAACUUUUUAGGUACUAAGAAAGAAAGAUUAUUGAGGUUUUUUGAGUUCUCUAGUUUUAGUUACAGUGGGAAGCUGGAUUAUGUAACUACUCAGAAUAUGAGGAAUAUUUUUAGUCGUGCAUAUUAUAGUCUUGCUCAUGAGUUCCUAAAUGCUUCUCUUAACUUGCA
Cicer arietinum (chickpea) is the source of this 2184-nucleotide messenger RNA. RefSeq names its product AP2-like ethylene-responsive transcription factor AIL6. Gene Ontology annotation, molecular function: DNA-binding transcription factor activity; DNA binding. The record is from RefSeq and is a predicted model, not a curated record. Lineage: Eukaryota; Viridiplantae; Streptophyta; Magnoliopsida; Fabales; Fabaceae. Gene Ontology annotation, biological process: regulation of DNA-templated transcription.